AUGGCUGAUGAAUCCUAUCACGCUGACAAUGUGUCAAUAAGGUCUGCUGGCACCGUCUGUUAUGUCGCCGCCCUUGAUACUACUCUACGAACCCCUUCNCCUGAACCAUUUGUCGAGGAGCCCGAAGAUGAGAACGACUUCGAUCCAGCAUUUCGUUUGAUGGUCGAGCAGUCUAAGAGCCUGAAAGAAACCUUCCAGAAACGGUCACUCGAAUAUGGUGAGCUCAAGUACGAGCUGCGCCGCGCAAGAGACUUCUACGACCAUCUCUAUCGCAUUGAUUUCAACGUUUCAAGCGCGAUACUUGCUACUCAAGAGAUUCUGGAAGUCUCGAGCUUCACUUUUCGCGAUUUUCGCAGCCACCUUUCGAGGCAGAAGCAUCAACAGAAAGAAUUCUUUGGUUCUCGCGUCACACGUAUCAGGACUACCUUCGACCAGCUUGAACGUCUUGCUGAAGAAAAUGAAGUCUUGCUUGACAAACUUCGUGUCCUUCAUUAUCCCGUCGAAGAAUUCCAACACAUCGCACGCCGCGACAAGCUGAUGCGAUCUCAGAACAAUCUCGAUUUCGUGAUCAAAGAACUCCAUGAGGAACUUUCGGCUUUCUUGUCCUCGAGAUUGACAAUCAUCUAUUCAGAGUGA
Messenger RNA from Aureobasidium vineae, 636 nucleotides. Lineage: Eukaryota; Fungi; Ascomycota; Dothideomycetes; Dothideales; Saccotheciaceae. The record is from the annotation of a GenBank genome assembly.